Salmo salar (Atlantic salmon) is the source of this 1436-nucleotide messenger RNA. Lineage: Eukaryota; Metazoa; Chordata; Actinopteri; Salmoniformes; Salmonidae. The record is from RefSeq and is a predicted model, not a curated record.
AAAUGAAACAAAAAAAAGCUGGGGUGAAGCUCAGAACUACUGCAGAAAUCGCUACCGAGACCUGGCCAGUGUGAGGAACCAUGCUGAGAACCAGGAGAUGGAGACCUUGGUUGGCGAUAGUGAUGUGUGGAUUGGCCUGUUUAGCGACUCCUGGAAGUGGUCAGAUGGCAGUGAUUCCUCAUUUAGGCACUGGAAGUUGGGAGAACCCAAUAACAAUGACAGUAAACCUCGAUGUGGUGCAGCAGUGUUCAAGAAAGAAAACAUGGUGACAGACGAAUGGACAGAUUGGCCCUGUGAUAAUACUUGGCAACCCUUUGUUUGCUACAGCACUCCUCCAGUGAAGAAGACUCAGAAGGUGGUGCGAGUGAGACUGACCCCGAAUAACCAAAACAUGGACAUGAAUGAUCCUGUCGUACAGGAGGCCAUCUUACAGGAAAUAAAGAAGGAGCUGAGGGAGAAGGGGAUGUCUGAUGACGUCAAACUGAGAUGGAAGGAGCAGCCCGAUGGGAAGAUCUUCCACAAAUAAGAAAAGGAGGGUUCCCAAAAGAUGGAGAGAGAACCAGUUAUGACAAAAAGAGGAUUGUAAAUGUUAUUUUAUUUCUUGAUUCGUAGGAAAACUCUCCUCCUAUAUAUUAUUUUAGCUGAUUUUGAGUUUUGUAUGUGUCCAACUAUACGGAAUGAUAAUAUUUUGCAUUCACACAUUAAGACUGUUACGAUCCUUAAUUAAUUCAAUGACUUAGAAUUAUUCAUUAUUUUGUGAACAUCUAUGUAUUCCUAGAGCAGGGAUCAUCCACUAGAUUCAGCCGCGGGCCGAUUUUUUUCUUGAGCGGAUGGUCAGGGGGCCGGAACAUAGUUUCAAUGAAUUUGUAGACAGCAAAUUGACCAUUAAGUCCAAACAGACAUAAUGUUUGACUAAAACAUAAUCAUUUCAAACCUUGCUUUGAAAUGCGUCUCAAUAUUAGGAAGGUGUUCUUAAUGUUUUGUGCAUUCAAUGUAUAUCUUUCUAUUUGUGAUAGAAUACUUAAGAACAGAUUCCCAAAAUUAAAAUCACUUGGAGCUGAUUUGCUGGUGUUUUUACAGUCUUUUAUGUCCAACAACAACAACAAAUGUGUCCUUUGGGCCGCCAGUUGGGGAACCCUGUCCUAGAGUAUGUAUUACAUUACAUAUAUUAUAUUACUGUAUAUGCUGUUGCACUCAUUAACAAUUAACAGGCAGAUAGGAAAAAAUGAGGUGGAGAAAAGGGGGAAGAAGAGAAUGAAGAGAAAGACAGAGAUCUAACUCUAAAUGGUGUCGGAUCAUAUAAGCUACUUAUAAACUUUUGGCUUUAGAUAUAAUCUGACAUUUUGUAUGAAAUAUCAUUUGAGUGUGUAUUAUCUUGUUUUAUUUAAUUAUAAUCAUGAAAUUACAUUAAUAAAAAAAAAACAUAAUUAAUAAGG